Messenger RNA from Amoebophrya sp. A120, 348 nucleotides. The record is from the annotation of a GenBank genome assembly. Lineage: Eukaryota; Dinophyceae; Syndiniales; Amoebophryaceae.
GCCGCGACAACAUCAACCACCAGAAUCACCCCGACCGUCCGCCCCUGCAUCCGCGUGCUCUUCGACACGGGCGAGGUGGAGGAGCUGGAGGCGAUUGACCUGUUGCAGACGGUUUCCUUCGAGGUGCUGACGCCGAAGAAGCGUUUCCUCCUCUCCGACAACCCAGACGCCCAGCGGUUUUUCAGCGAGGAGGCCGCCCGGUCCGCCUGGUGUUUCAAGUCUUCCUUUGCGGGCACCGCGGUGCACCAGGGGAAGCUCUGUCUCGUGCGCGUGGAGCCCCAACUGUUUUUGAACAAGCUGGACCGCCUCUUUCUGCAGCACGACACUGCGCUGGAACCGCUGCUGGGA